AUACAAAAAAGAAUUUGUCACUCAUUUGAGCUCAGAGGCGAUGGCAGUCCCGCACUGAGCUUAGAAGUAUACUCUUUUCGAACUCCUGGAUUGUACAUUGUGGGAGAUUAUGCUUUAUAUCACUGUUGGCCUCCCUAGGACUGUUAUUUGUGUGACCGUAUAUGUGGAAUUCACGGAUUUAUUUUCUUACAAGCGUGAUGGAAUAGUUCUGUGCUGGAAGAAGCCUCAGACCGCAGGGGAACAGCAAAGGAAGUGCAGAACUGCCACUAGGAGGGACGCUAUGGAAGACCACAUAGGUUGGUCUAGUCUAUAGGAUGGUAGCACACAACAAGGUGAAAGCCGAUAAUGCAGUUGCAGACAGAAGAUCUCAAUGCCUGGAAGCCUCAAACACAGAUCCUUCCCAGAUCCAACCUGCCAGAGCUAUCCAUAACAGCCCUGGACAUCCUCUUCCUGCAGCACAGCUUGGUGAUACACAUUUUCGAACCUUCCGCUCUCAGUCAGAUUUCACAAUUAUUACCAGGACCAGCAACACGCUGGAUAGUUGUGGUUUUUACUGGGGACCAAUGACAGUCAAUGUGGCACAUGACAAACUAAGGCAGGAGCCUGUGGGCACUUUCCUUAUCAGGGACAGUAGACAGAAAAACUGUUUUUUUGCUAUCAGUGUUAAAACAGCUUCAGGACCCAUCAGCAUAAGGAUCCACUUUCAGGCUGGGAGAUUCAGUCUUGAUGGCAGCAAAGAAUCAUUCAGCUGUCUUUUUCAGCUAGUGGAACAUUAUUUACUUUCUCCUAAAAAUAUGCUAUCAUUUCCUCUAAGGAAGGUCAGAUUAAGACCUCUGCAAGAACUUUGUCGAAAAAGCAUAUUGUUAACAUUUGGGAGACAGAACUUGGACAGAAUCCCAGUCAACAGAGUCUUAAAAGACUAUUUAAAAUCUUUCCCAUUUCAGAUGUAACACAGGGCAUUAACAACAGAUGCAAAAUGGACAAAGCUCAACUUUCUGGGAAUACUUUUUAUCUUAUUUAAUGAUUGUCAAGUUUAUUUUUUGUAGCCAUUUAUCUGUAUUUUGGGGAAAAACUUGAACGCUCACCUUUUAAUGUUUACAAAACAAGACAAUUUGCACAAGCUAAAAAGGGUUACUCCUUUUUAAGAAAUGUAUUUCUGCUGUGCAGAGAUUUAUUUUUUAUUACAUUUUAGAAGUAAUACAUUUUAUUAUAAAAUGAUCAAAACAA
This is a messenger RNA of Rana temporaria (common frog), 1227 nucleotides long. RefSeq names its product suppressor of cytokine signaling 1 (gene SOCS1). Gene Ontology annotation, biological process: intracellular signal transduction; phosphatidylinositol phosphate biosynthetic process. The transcript has 2 exons. Gene Ontology annotation, molecular function: 1-phosphatidylinositol-3-kinase regulator activity. NCBI's taxonomy places the organism in Eukaryota, Metazoa, Chordata, Amphibia, Anura, Ranidae. The record is from RefSeq and is a predicted model, not a curated record. The coding region runs from base 315 to 950 and encodes 211 amino acids. Gene Ontology annotation, cellular component: phosphatidylinositol 3-kinase complex.